AUGACACUCUCUCGUCUUUUUCACCCGGUCUCCCUGUCGCCACCUUCAUCGGUAUUCCCUCAGAUAUCUCACCCUUUCCCUCCCGUGUACGCAGAUCCCAAACAAUCUAAAGUCGUACCAACUUGUUCUUGGAUCAGUAAUUUAUUUUAUCCAAGUAUCAACCAUCUUGCUCCCACAACUCCAGAUCCAUAUAUCCUCAGGCUCUUGGAUGACUUUGGUGGAAAUCCAGGUCUUUCGAUAUCACAGCCUUAUGAAAAGGUGAUUGGUUCAUACCCACCCACCAACAAUAUACCCGCCAGUCCCGCAGGAUAUAUCAUUAACGGUGUAGUGGUAGACCUUCGCAUCACCUCGAAAGAAUGGAAGACAGAUACCCCCUCACCUUUGGUCACCGACUGGGAUUUGUUUGGUGCCAAUCUUCAGUUAGUGAGUAAGGCUGGCAGUAUCGAGUUCCCGAUUGCCAGAGGCGCCUCUUAUAUCACCAGUGUAUACCACAACUUGACUCCGCAAUUCUUUACGCAACAUGCUAUUAUCAGAAUCACGGCAGAUCAAGAUUUAGGCGGGGACGUUUAUUCUGGACAUAAAUUUAAGAUUUCAUUUAAUAAUAGUCCUACCAGUACCUACAUUAUUUAUGUCUUGGGUGAUAAGCCUUUAACAUUGCGAAAGGAAGGAUUUUCCAAUUUGAUUGCCACAGCGCCCUUUAAUGGUGUGAUUCAAGUAGCCAAAUUAGCAGAUAUGCCAGGUAGUGAAGCUGUAUUGGACACACACACUGGUGUUUGGGCCACUGGUGCUAAACUUGAAACCGGUGCUGAUAGCACUUAUACAAUUAAUUGGAAUUUGGCAGGUGACCUCUCCAAAAGGUUAUUGACAUUUGCUUACCCUCAUCAUAUAUCAAGCUUUGCUAACCAAGUAGUACGUACCAACAUGAUUCUGCAAUCCUCUUCCAAAGGACCUAUGGAAGCUGUCAUUGGUAACACCUGGAUUCUGAAAGAAACCGAUCUGCCAACCACCGAAUGGUUUCCUUCCAAUCCUGCACCGGAGCCUUCUACACGUAAUGAAAUUUUACAAGCCAUGGUAGAUGAUGUUUACUCCAACUACACUGAGAAUACUUUCAAGGACGACAAUUACUUUUCAGGAAAGGGGCUUCAAAAAUACGCUUUGCUGGCUUUAACGUUAAACAGACCGGAUGUGACACAGCUACAGAAUGCUGAGUUGGCUAAAGUAGCUUUGGAUAAGAUUAAGAACGCCUUGGUUCCUUACUUGGAAAACAGACAGGCAAAUCCAUACCGUUAUGAUCGUCUCUAUAAAGGCAUUGUAGCUAGAGAUGGAUUACCCCCUUCCAUGGGUGGAAAAGGCGAUAUCUAUAGUGAAUUUGGUCACUCUUAUUAUAAUGACCAUCAUUAUCACCAAGGUUACCUUGUUGUCACAGCUGCUAUUGUUCAUUAUUUGGAUCCCAGUUGGAGAACUGCCGAACUCAAGGAAUGGACAGAAGAUUUAAUCCGUGACGUUAAUAACCCGGUGGAUAACGAUCCUUAUUUUGCCCAAUUCCGUAGUUGGGAUUGGUUUGCAGGUCACAGUUGGGCUGGUGGUAUCAAAGUCAAUGGUGCAUUAGACGGAAGAGAUCAAGAAUCCGUUCCCGAGACGACUUAUUUUGGCAGAUUUAUGGAGUAUGUGCAUGGCAUUCAACAACUCCCGAUGACGCCUAUUUUAGCAGAAUAUAUUCGAACCCCUGAAUUCGUCAGUCAAGAAUGGACCCAAAAGCUUGGUGCUAUCGCACCUACAGUUCACUCUCCUUGGGCCGGUGUUCUAUACCUUAAUUAUGCUAUUAUCAAUCCAUCGGAUGCAUAUCCCAUUCUUCGUACUAUCCCUGUUGAUGAUGGCCAAACAAAAUCAUACUCACUCUACUUAGCUGCCACUCGACCUGGAUUUACCAGACGAUGUAAGUCUUUCCCUUAA
Molecule: messenger RNA, 1953 nt
Organism: Mucor mucedo
Lineage: Eukaryota; Fungi; Mucoromycota; Mucoromycetes; Mucorales; Mucoraceae
Product: endo-1,3(4)-beta-glucanase
Exons: 4
Coding region: 1-1953 (650 amino acids)
Molecular function (GO): endo-1,3(4)-beta-glucanase activity
Source: RefSeq, a predicted model, not a curated record